Fulvia fulva is the source of this 1491-nucleotide messenger RNA. RefSeq names its product Histone acetyltransferase. Gene Ontology annotation, molecular function: histone acetyltransferase activity. NCBI's taxonomy places the organism in Eukaryota, Fungi, Ascomycota, Dothideomycetes, Mycosphaerellales, Mycosphaerellaceae. The transcript has a single exon. The record is from RefSeq and is a predicted model, not a curated record. Gene Ontology annotation, biological process: regulation of DNA-templated transcription. The coding region runs from base 1 to 1491 and encodes 496 amino acids.
AUGGCCACACUUGCGACGCUGAGGAUUGGCACCAAAGCCAUGGUGGAGAAGGACGGCGAGCAACGUCAGGCCGAGAUUCUGUCCAUGCAAACCAGGAAAGGCCGGCCAACAUUCUAUGUCCACUAUGUCGAAUUCAACAAGCGUCUGGACGAAUGGGUCUCGGCAGAGAGACUGGACCUUACCCAGCCAGUUGAAUGGCCAGCUCCAGAGAAGCCUGACAAGAAAGACAACAAGAAGACUCAAUCGAAGAAUCACCAAGUGUCGAAGACGGACGCGAAACAUACUAGGACUGGCCAGAAGCGACCUCGUAGCGGUACCGCCACUAGGGAAGGCUCAGCUCUGCCAGAUCUAGCAUCUCAACUGAGUCGACACCCUUCGAUAUCAGGAGCCAAGGAGAAUCUUGAUCCAGCAACGACCGUCAUCGCCACAGAAGAUCUUGAUGGAACGCCCCAACCGGAUGACGACUCCAACGUCGAUCUCGUCGACGUGCAAGAAGCCGCCAUCGCUGCCAAAGCCGGAUCCGAAAAUGUCCCCUACUCCCGCGAAGCAGAAAUCGAAAAGCUACGCACAGGCGGCAGCAUGACGCAGAACCAGACCGAAGUCAGCCGCGUCCGCAACCUCGAGAAGAUCCAGAUGGGAGAUAGUAUCAUCGAACCCUGGUACUUCUCCCCCUACCCAGCCGAAUUCAGCGACGUCGACAUGGUCUUCAUCUGCGAAUUCUGCCUCUGCUACUUCGGCAGCAACCUCCAAUUCACCCGCCACAGAAAAAAGUGUCAACUUCGCCACCCACCCGGCAACGAAAUCUACCGCGACGACAACGUCUCCUUCUUCGAAAUCGACGGCCGUCGCCAGCGGACCUGGUGCCGGAACCUCUGCCUCCUCUCAAAACUCUUCCUCGAUCACAAAACCUUAUACUACGACGUCGACCCGUUCAUGUUCUACUGCAUGACCGCCCGCUCCGAACACGGCCACCACCUCGUCGGCUACUUCUCCAAAGAAAAGGACAGCGCCGAAGGCUACAACCUCGCCUGUAUCCUGACCCUCCCGCAGUACCAACGCAAAGGCUACGGCGCCUUACUAAUCCAAUUCUCCUACGAACUCUCCAAAAUCGAAGGCAAGCUCGGCUCUCCCGAGAAACCCCUCUCCGACCUCGGCCUCCUCGGCUACCGCGCCUACUGGCAAGAAGUCGUCGUCGACCUCCUCCUCGAGCGCGAAGAAGAACACCCCGGCUCGGCGGCUACAAUUUCAGUUGAAGAUAUUGGCAGCACGUUGGCGAUGACGACUAAUGAUGUGCUCCAUACGCUUAGCACGCUUAAUCUUCUGAGGUAUAGUAAUAAGAAUCAUGUUAUUGUGUUGACGGAUGCGGUGUUGCAGGCGCAGGAGAGGAGGAAGGAGAAGGAGAGGGUUAAGGGGAAGAGGGUUAUUGAGCCGGAGAAGUUGAUUUGGAAGCCGCCGGUCUUUGCGGCGAGCGCGAGGACGUGGAAUUGGUAG